GACAGCUCAUUAUGUUGACAAGUCUUGGUGUUUGCAAAAAAAGAUUUUGAACUUUUCUUACAUUGGUCCUCCCCAUACAGGAAUUCAUUUAUGUGAUCAUGUGUAUGGUUUGUUAAAAGAAUGGGGUAUUCAAAAAAAUAUUUUUUCAAUUACAUUAGAUAAUGCUUCUUCAAAUGAUGUUUUUGCUGAAAAUCUAAAAGGGGAACUUGAGUUGAUUUGUGGUGGGGAAUUUUUUCAUGUAAGGUGUUGUGCUCACAUUCUUAAUUUAAUUGUUCAAGAUGGUUAAAAGAAAUUGAUGAGGCUGUGUAUAAGAUUAGAGAGAGUGCCAAAUAUUGUAAGAGUUCACAAGCUAGGAAACAAAGGUUUUUAAGUUGUGUAUCACAUGUUGAAAUUCAAUCUACUAGAAUUUUACAACAAGAUAUUCCUACUAGAUGGAAUUCAACUUACAUGAUGCUUGAUUGUGCUUUGUAUUUUAAAAAAGCUUUAAUUCACUUUCAAAAAGUUGAUGCCAAUUAUGUACAUUGUCCUUCUGUUGAAGAAUGGGGUAGAGUUGAAAAAAUAUGCAAGUUUUUGAAAGUUUUUCAUGAUGUCACACUUGCCUUUUCUGGGACCAAAUAUCCAACUUCCAAUCUCUACUUUCAUAGAGUCUUACAAGUUAGGUUGUUGUUACAAAAUGAAAUGAAAAGUUCAGAUCUUUUUAUGCAAAAAAUGGCUUGUAAAAUGUAUGAGAAAUUUGGAAAGUAUUGGUCAGAAUUUAGUACAUUUAUGGCUGCUGCUGUGGUGUUGGAUCCACGAUAUAAGUUGCAAUGUGUCAAUUGGGGUUACAUGAGGAUAUAUGGUCAGCAUAGUGUUGAAUACGAGCUUGAGUUUUCUAAGGUUAAGGAUGCUUUACGGAGGUUGUACGAGGCUUAUGCAUCCAGUCAUUCUUCAUCAAGCAAUGUUAUUCCCACUGCUAAUGCUUCCAAUGCUAAUGAAGCUUCCGAUGAUUUUAUGAUGGAUUUUGAUAGUUUUUCUAUGGAGCAAUCAAAUGUGGCAAUCAAAUCUGAAGUUGAUAUGUAUUAUGAGGAGCCACUUAUCCCCCGAGGCACCAACCUUGAUAUUUUGUCUUAUUGGAGAACUUGCUCGGUCCGGUAUCCUAUAUUAGCUAAAAUUGCUAGGGAUGUUCUUGCUGUCCCCGUAUCAACUGUGGCCUCCGAAUCAGCUUUUAGUACUGGAAGUCGAGUGCUUGAUUGUUAUAGAAGUGCUUUAAAAUCAGAAACAGUGGAGGCUAUAAUUUACUUAAGGGAUUGGGAUUUUGGGGAAGAUAAUAUGGAUCCUCAAAUGGCAAUGCUAUGUGGAUCCGUUAUGAAGCUUAAGGUGGGGGACAACGAUGACGCACCACAAACCUCGCCGGAACUAUCAGAAUUUGAUGAGAAUGCUUCUUCGAAUAUUGUUUGAGUCACAAGGACUAAAGUUUAUUAAAAGACAUUUUUUUCUUUUUAAUUAUGGUUUGUAAUUUGUUAAGACUAUUUUGGUGUGUUAGUGACUUAGUGUGUAAUAGUUAAUUAGGCAUUUUAGACUAUUGAAAACAUUGGGUAAAAAAUUCAGGUUUUGUUAA
Molecule: messenger RNA, 1597 nt
Organism: Chenopodium quinoa (quinoa)
Lineage: Eukaryota; Viridiplantae; Streptophyta; Magnoliopsida; Caryophyllales; Amaranthaceae
Product: zinc finger BED domain-containing protein RICESLEEPER 1-like
Exons: 3
Coding region: 448-1437 (329 amino acids)
Molecular function (GO): protein dimerization activity; DNA binding
Source: RefSeq, a predicted model, not a curated record